This is a messenger RNA of Hypomesus transpacificus, 2885 nucleotides long. RefSeq names its product NF2, moesin-ezrin-radixin like (MERLIN) tumor suppressor b (gene nf2b). Lineage: Eukaryota; Metazoa; Chordata; Actinopteri; Osmeriformes; Osmeridae. Gene Ontology annotation, biological process: positive regulation of protein localization to early endosome; regulation of gliogenesis; regulation of organelle assembly. The transcript is spliced from 17 exons. Gene Ontology annotation, cellular component: cytoskeleton; plasma membrane; apical part of cell. Gene Ontology annotation, molecular function: actin binding; cell adhesion molecule binding. The coding region runs from base 399 to 2168 and encodes 589 amino acids. The record is from RefSeq and is a predicted model, not a curated record.
CUUAGCUAAACAUGCCAGCUAGCUCACGUUACAUUAGCCAGUGUGUUAGCUAGCUAGCUAGCAACCUGCUUACCGUCCAGUCUGACACCCGUAGCGAAUGAAUCUGAAUUUUCUGAAUGGCGUGUUUGUCAUUAUGGACGAUUGUAAACAGUUAUGUUCAUCCCUGUACUUUGCUUUUGAUUUGUUUUAAAGCGCAGGGUUAAUCGCAUUUUGGUAGCGAGUGCUUGCUAGUUUAGCUAGCUACCUGCUAGCUUGCUAACCAUUUGCUCAGACCUUUUCUGACCGUCGUCCUUUGACUUUGGCCCGAAAAAGUUUACUCUUUUUUUCCAGGUCACUACACGGACUACAUCUAGUAAAACGACAUUCGAAGGUAUCACAUCUACAAUCAAGACGCCAAGAUGUCAAUAUUAGGCUUAAAAAAGAAACAACCAAAGACUUUCAAGGUUAAAGUCAUUACUAUGGAUGCUGAAGUGGAGUUCAGCUGUGAGGUGAAGUGGAAAGGGAAAGACUUGUUUGAUCUGGUGUGUCGCACUGUGGGCUUGAGGGAAACUUGGUUCUUUGGGCUCAGGUACAUGGUCAAGGACACGUAUGCCUGGCUCAAGACAGAGAAACGGGUACUAGAUCAAGAGGUUCCGAAGGACUCGCCCAUAACGUUUCAUUUCCUGGCCAAGUUUUUCCCAGAGAAGGUGGAACUGGAGUUGGUCCAGGAAAUAACUCAGCAUCUCUUCUUUCUGCAGGUGAAAAAACAGAUUUUAGAUGAAGAGAUAUUCUGUUCCCCUGAAGCCUCUGUCCUCCUCGCAUCCUAUGCAGUUCAGGCCAAGUAUGGAGACUAUGACCCAAACUUCCACAAGCCAGGGUUCCUGGCCCAAGAUGAGCUCCUGCCCAAAAGUGUCCUGAUGCAGUACCAGAUGACAGCAGACAUGUGGGAGGAGAAGAUCACAGCCUGGUACGCUGAACACAGAGGCAUCGCCAGAGAUGAGGCUGAGAUGGAUUAUCUGAAGAUCGCUCAGGAUCUGGAGAUGUAUGGAGUCAGCUACUUUGCCAUCACUCAAAACAAGAGGGACACAGACCUGCUUCUGGGAGUGGCUGCCCAAGGUCUUCAUAUCUACAGCCCCAACAGCAAACUGAACCCCAACAAGUCCUUCACCUGGAGCGGCAUCCGCAACAUCUCCUACAGCGAGAAAGAGUUCACGAUAAAGCCUCUGGACAAGAAGAUGGAUGUGUUCAAAUUCUACUCCUCCCAACUGAGAGUCAACAAAUUGAUUCUGCAGCUUUGCAUCGGUAACCACGACCUCUUCAUGCGGAGGAGGAAGGUGGACUCCAUCGAGGUGCAGCAGAUGAAGGCUCAGGCUAAAGAGGAAAAGGCCAGGAAGAAGGUGGAGCGUCAGAUCCUGGCUCGGGAGAAGCAGAUGAGGGAAGAGGCGGAGCGAGCGAAGGACGAGAUGGAGCGCCGGCUGUUCCAGCUGCAGGACGAGGCUCGGCUGGCCAAUGAGGCGCUGCUGCGCUCGGAGGAGGCGGCCGACCUGCUGGCGGAGAAAGCCACCAUUGCGUCCGAGGAGGCCAAGCUGCUGGCCCACAAGGCUGCCGAUGCGGAGCAGGAGAGGCAGAGGCUGGAGGUCACCGCCCUCAAGACUAAGGAGGAGAAGAGGCUCAUGGAGCAGAAGAUGAGAGAGGCCGAGCAGCUGGCAGUCAAACUGGUGGAGCAGUCUGAGAGGAGGUCGAAGGAGGCGGACCACUUGAAGCAGGACCUGAACGAGGCGAAGGAUGCCGAGAGGAGAGCCAAGCAGAAGCUGCUGGACAUAACCAAGACCACAUACCCGCUCAUAGCAGCGUACUCCACCCCGCCGCCUCCCCCUGAGACGGGAGACCUGGCCUACGAGCCCGAGUCCAUGAGGCUGGACUUCAAGGACUCCGACAUGAAGAGGCUGUCCAUGGAGAUAGAGAGGGAGAGACUAGAGUACAUGGAGAAGAGUAAGCACCUGCAGGACCAGCUGAAGGAGCUCAAGUCAGAGAUCGAGUCUCUGAAGCUUGAGGAGCAGCAGCAGCAUUUGGCUGGGUACAGCCUCCACAGUGAGGCCAGGGGCUACCUCCCCGAGCCUCCCUACAUACCCCACAGCAACAGGAACUCGGCCUACAUGGCCCAGAUGGCCUUCUUCGAGGAGGUGUGAUCCAGUGUCGUCGUCCCCCCCCCGUCCCCCCAAGGAGGACAUGGACAAAGGGGCGAGGCGUCGACCGUGACCUACUGACUCACUGCUGCUUGCUACCAAGACGUGCCUACUCAUUUCUGGAGAGAAGAAACACCCUUUCACGCAUGCUCCCCGUGAGCCACAGAACACAGACAGGAGCCGUGGGCUCUCAGAGAACAGGAGGGCCAGUGUGUGGGGAUGCUAGCCCACAGCUAGGUGUGCAGUCCUCUAUGCUCCUGGCUGCCCCUCAGGUUGGUGCUGUGGUCUCAGGACCAGGGUGCUGAUGCUGUGUGCGUACCUGACGCUAGCUGUGACCAUGCCAUAUGGUGUGGUUGACUGAUUAUGCUAGUGAAUGGUGAUCUUUAUAUUUUUAAGGUUUGUGUGUGUGUGUUGCUGACGGCAGUGACAGGAACUGUCUCUGUGAGCUCCAGAUUCAGGGCCCAGACUCCAUCCUUCAAGAAAUAGCGGUGUUACGGCGCAGUAUAUUUUCACUGUUUGUGUUUUACUUGCUUUUUGUUGGUAGCCCUUGAUGCUUGGUUCCUGGUCAGCCUUGCCCAACAGUAGCUUUUCAUGCGCCAAUGUAUUGUAUCAUGCUUGGUUGUAGAAACAAAUGAACCUAAACAUUCAGCUAAGAUGUCAUUUCAAGUGUUUGUUUUUUUAUUAUUAUUUGUAUUAUUAUUAUUAUUAAGAUCAGUAGUC